Molecule: messenger RNA, 4873 nt
Organism: Scomber scombrus (Atlantic mackerel)
Lineage: Eukaryota; Metazoa; Chordata; Actinopteri; Scombriformes; Scombridae
Gene: col13a1
Product: collagen, type XIII, alpha 1
Exons: 37
Coding region: 418-2418 (666 amino acids)
Cellular component (GO): basement membrane
Source: RefSeq, a predicted model, not a curated record
GAGCAAAGGGCCCGCGGCAUCCAGUGCUGUGCAGAGGAGAGAGGGGCUGGCUCGGGUUUCAGAGACGCACGCUGACGGCUGACUUGUGGGGAUCGCUCAGAAGAGAAGCAGCUAAUGGGACAAGCAGAGCGGGACACAGAGAAGUAAGAGAGUGAAGCGGGAACAUCACUGACUGACUCAUGACAAACUGCAGAAUGUCUAGAUUUCUAACUUUGAUAUAGUUGCUCAUCUUGAGGGCAGUAAAGUAGUUUGGAGACAGUCUGAAGAAGAAAAGGGACAUCUGCAAAACUGUCCCCCCUUACAGAGAGAGAGCGACAACCUCUCACAAGCUCCCAAAGUUGCAGGUCGCCAGGAUUUCUCUUCACCUGAUGAAUAUAGGAAUCUCUGAGUGGAUAAAACCAGAAUUAGAUAUCUAAAAUGGAAGAGGAGCAGAAGUGGGGUGUCGCUGGGAGACCGAGUGAGAACGAGCAACAGCACCCUUCAAAAAAGACGCAGUGGAGAAAUUGGAGAGAUUUGUCUGGCGUAACGAUUUGCAUGGCAUUAUCUCUACUGUGCCUUGGAGUUUGCAUUGUGGUUUUUGUCCGGACGUCGGAAUUGCAGUCCAGGAUAGUAAGUCUGGAGCAGCUGCACCGGGACGCACAGAUCUCCGCGCGGAUGUUGACUCUGGAGCAGGUGGAGCCCGUUAUCUUGGGCCGACUGGACCAGAUCCUGGAAGAGAAGCUUGCAGCGCGACUACCGAAGACGCGGGAGGCGAGGGAAGUUCCCCACACCUGCCUGUGUCCCCCAGGACCUCCAGUAAGUAGACAAGACAUCUUAUGUGACCUGCAUGGGGGAGCACCAGGUGAACCAGGCCUGUCUAUCAUUGGACCAAGAGGACCUCCUGGACAACCUGGAACAAGAGGGUUUCCAGGCUUUCCAGGUCCAAUUGGGUUGGAUGGCAAGUCUGGACAGAACGGAGCUAAGGGAGACAUGGGUCAGCGUGGUCCUAAAGGACACCCAGGGGAACCAGGACCCAAAGGGGAGAAGGGUGUCUGCGGAGACUACACACAUCGGGGCCUCUUUGUGCAGGAUGUCCCUCUGAAAACCCUGGCUGCCUUACGCUCCAGUCAGGCUGUGAUGUUGAAGGGCGAGCCUGGAGCGCAGGGACCGCCAGGACCUCCAGGACCCCCCGGAACCCCAGGCCUGAGUGGAGCCAGCGGCCCACCGGGUAAGCCAGGAGAACCAGGCAAACCAGGAAAAGACCCAAGGCUUUUACCAGGACUGAAGGGUGAACCAGGUGGUCCAGGACAAAAGGGUGAUCGAGGUGAUGUCGGCCCAGCAGGUCCUGAAGGCCCUAAGGGAUUCAAGGGAGAUCUAGGAAUCAAGGGAGAGAAGGGAGAGCCCAGCAUCACCGCCCAGGGAAUUAAAGGAGAACCGGGAUCACCAGGACUUCCGGGCCCAUUGGGAUCCAAGGGUGAUAAAGGUGACCAGGGAUACAAGGGGGAAUCAGGCCCUGAAGGCCCAGCUGGACCAAGAGGUCCUGCAGGCCCAACUGGGGAGCCAGGAAAGGCUGAAAUCCUCAAUAAUGAAAAUGAUAUUCGCAACAUACCACUGAUGGGCCCGCCUGGAUUACCUGGACCUUCAGGUGCCCCUGGGCUCACCGGUAGCAAGGGUGAGGUUGGCCUACCAGGUGCUCCAGGACUGGAUGGAGAGAAGGGCCCCAGAGGGAAGCCUGGAGAGCCUGGUCCCGUAGGCCCAGCCGGUCGUGAAGGUCCCAGAGGGGAGGGUGGUGUCGUGGGCUUCCCAGGACCCAAGGGAGACAAGGGAGACAUGGGCCCAUCUGGAUCACCUGGUUUAGAUGGCCCUACGGGUGAAAAGGGGGCUACAGGAGCCUCUGGCUCUAUUGGAUUACCAGGCACAAUGGGUCCUAAAGGUGAGGCUGGAGACAGAGGGAGGUCAGAAAUGAUCUAUGGUCCUUCCGGGCCCCCAGGACCUCCAGGACCAGUCGGCCCAGCGGGAUCGCAAGGACUUUCAGGGCCUAAGGGGGAGCCAGGCAUAGGCAUCAGGGGCGAGAAGGGAGCGACAGGUCAGAAGGGUGACAAAGGAGACAGAGGCCAUCUUGGACUCCCUGGGGCUCAUGGGUUAGACGGCAGACCGGGUCCAGUGGGUCUAAUAGGACCAGCAGGUGUUCCAGGGCCAGCAGGACCAAAGGGAGAAAGAGGUGAAAAAGGAGAUGGAGGAUUACCAGGACCAAUCGGGCCUCAGGGCAUCCCUGGUUUAGUAGGACCACAAGGACUCAAAGGGAAUCGGGGAGAGAGGGGCAAGAAAGGCAACAGGGGGGCCAAAGGGGAUAAGGGAGACCAAGGAGCACCUGGAUUAGAUGCCCCCUGUCCGUUGGGAGACGAUGGCUUACCUGUACCAGGAUGUUGGAAUAAAUGACGAUAACUUUGGAAUGGCUUGUGUGAUUGUACAUAGGAUAUUUAUUUUUUUACUUUUUCUGUAUUCUGUUAUACAUAGAAAAAAAUUAAAAAUCCUAAAAAUAUUUGGCAAAUGUUUGUACAGAUUGUUUAUUUUAAUACGUAUGAUAAUGUUUAUGUAUUGGAUUUUUAUAUAUAUGCAUUAUUUUAAUAUGAUUGGAUAAGGAAAAAAUAUAAUGUGGCUACAUAUGCAUGAUAUUUGUGCAUAAUGUGAAGUGGAUCAUGCUUAUUAACUUAUUGUACUGUGUUGUUUUGUUCUGUUGUAAUAGACCAUGCUGCACUGAGUUGUGGGGCUGGAAAGAUUAUGUGUUAGCAUUUGGAAAGUCUUAGUUGAACUCUCCUCUUUGUGAUAAAGUGUUAAAAACAAACAUGGACAAGCACUGCAUAUAUAUUAGUUAAUAUUUUAGUAAAUGUUCACACAGUGACAGAAAGCUGUUUAACGUCUGCACUUUGAAUUUUUGGUCAUGUGCUCAUAUUGUACUGAUGAACAUGCAAACCUCUAAGAUCAUAUUUAGGGCUGUCACUGUGUUAGAUAAGAUAAUUUCUGUCUCCUUAGCAGCAGCAUAGGAUGGAAAUGUUGGUUGAUAGUUGCCAGAUUUAGAUGAAGUUUGAUAUGGAUCCCUUACAAACAGAGUUUAUCAAAUGCCCAUAACAUAAUAAGUGCAGAUUAUUUAUUUGAUACUGAUAAUGUAAUAUCCUGCCUAUAUUGUAACACUAUAUUGAUAACAUUUAUGUUUAUAUUGUAAUAAUAUAUUACAUUUUGUGGUGGAUAUCCAAGGAUAUCCCACAAACAUGGGUUUAAAAUUGUUGUGGCAGAAGCCUGGGUUCAGUUUCUGGCAGAUGGUGGGAAGCCAGUGAGGGAUGUCAGAAUUUUGGCACUAGGAUUUCAAAGUAGUUAGGGUCCUUAUGAAAUGGCACAUCAAGGGUCCAGAAGCAUUAAAGGCUUAAAUGAUGAUACCCAUACUGCUCAAAACAUUGUGCAAAAAGUUAUACCCAUACAUUUUCAAUACAUUAUGGACAGUUUAUUAAAUGAUCAGUUUUUGGUUUUUAUUUUAUUUUAUUUUAUUUUAUUUUAUUCUUAAUUUAAUUCAAUUAUAAUUUGCUACAGACCCCACAAUGGCUAUUUUGGCAACUUCUUUAUUCCCUCAACAACACGUUCCUUGACACCUUGUUUGGAAAAAAAGGCCAAAUUGCAAAACAUUGAAUUGAAUUAAUUGAAUAAUAAUAAUUUCCUUUGCUGCCAAAAUCAGCUAAGUUGUCAACCUCAGGACAAACUUAAACUGUAAAUGCUUCAUGUUAAUUUUUCCACCUGACGUCUUAAUUUGGAUGUAAUUGCCAUUGCAGCCACUGGGGUCUGCUAGUGGGUCUUUUAGUCUUGUAAUAUUACAGAAAUGAUACAAAUUUGAGUGGUAGGUUUUUUUUAAAGGGGGUGCAGAUGAUAGCAAUGUUUUUGAACAGACAUUAUAAUCAAACCACUCAGUGGUGUGAUAAUCGGUUAUAAAGGGGACAGCCUUAAAUUCAGUCUUUUUAGUUUGGGUUUUCAUAGUUUAUGAGGAAUCAGUUGUUCCAGACAAUCACAGUUUGCUGUUAACAUCUUCAAACCAAACACAUGUCAUGGAGGAGGGUCUCAACCAAGAUCUCCUAACCAUUUGAAGCUUUAAAGUUCAGGCAUGAAAGAUCCUGGAAACUAAAUAUUAUGUUGUACAGCAGGAAAGUACCAUUUCUAUGUUUUAACUUCUUGUAUAUUCUUUCUGGUUUCAGUUCUUUGUAAAUAGUUUUGCUAAAUUUUACAGGAAGCUACUUCCUGCUUUAUGACUGUCAGGCUCUGUGUAUUAACUGUAGUGUUUGUAGAAUAGUUGUCUUCUAAUCUGAGGCAAAGUAUACAACUCAUAGUGUUGGAUGGAAAUAUUGCUGCUCACCCUUAAGGCAUGCUGCUGCAACCGUCACAUUGCCUCAUUGAUUUAUGAAGAGAAAAGUAACCUGCUUAGACAAUGGAGAUCUUAUUUUUUAUCAAGAACUACAGAACAUUUUACCCACAAGCAUCUUUUGUUAAGGAAUGGCCAUGCUCAUUAAGCUAACCUCAUUAACUCUACCAAGUGACCCAGCGUUGAAGAAAUGUAUGGACUGACUGGUGUAGAGCUUGAUCCAUUAAAUGCUGCUGCUCUUUGACAAAGCUUUACGUUUUGCUCUGCCUGGAUUUGACGUUGCCAUGAGAGAUUGUUUUUGGAACCUUGCCAGCAAUAAAAUAUUCAUCAUAUCCCGUUGCUGCACAGUACCUCAUUAACUCAUGCCAUAAUCUAUUGCUGGCCUUGAUUUAGCUGUCAUAUCAAUCAUACGUAUGUCCAGAUAUGUUCUAAUGUUCAAAAUGUUGAUUGUGUUCAAAAUGACAAUCAUAAAUAAACAGACAUUUCUGAGCA